CCUCUGUCCGGUGUUGGAAAUAUCCAUGCUGGACGACCGCUUUACGGACAAAUACUUCGGUGUUGCCAUAACUAUGGCCGAAAUUCCUUGUGAAAGAGGAAGUUGUGAAGAUGUCGCAGCAAUGAUGACAGAAAUUAGUAGUCGUAAGCUUCACUACACAGGACCACGGGCUGCACAAAACUCUGUAAACCAAGUAUACAACUACAUUGAUUUCCGGCAAGGAUACACUGUGUUGCAACUUCUAAGGUGUCUACCUGAUUUCCGCUUCAGAAUGUACAGGAAUAAUAUGGUCCAUGGAAUAAUUGUUAAUUUGGAAAAUUGUUUAUCGGAAGUAGAAAAACGUCACAAGCAAAUGUAUUACAAUUCUCCAAGUGAGCUGAUCGAUGAACUAAACAAAGCCAUAGAUGAUGCUGUAGGAAACAUCUUGAAGUACCUAGAUAUCGUUCAGUAUUCCAGUUACACCUCUGGUGAUGACGUUUUGCAUCCAUUUACUACAGAAUUAGAUCAGAAACAGCUUGCUUUGCAGAAGGAAGAAAUUGAAAAGAUAUAUCACCAAUUGACAAAUAAGGUCCCAGGGUCUGUAACGAAUCUAAUGCAGACAAUGAGUGCCAGUUUUAAUCAAAGUAGGUCGGAUAACAAAAAAAUUGUGAAGAUUCUGUUAGCUGAAACUAAAACGUUGGCAAGAAAUCUCAAGAAUAUUCUCUUCCAGAAUCCAGAAGGUUGGCCAGAUAUAGUUAUAUGGCUGUUGAACGGGAGAUCCAGAGUCGCGUACGCCAGGGUAUCACCUUCAGAUGUCAUUUUCUCUGUCAUUCCAGAGCAAUGUGGACGAAAUUGUGGCGCUAUACAAACUCUAUUUUUCAAGCCAUUAAAAUGCGCGAAACACUUAAAUACGACGUCUGCUUGCUAUUGCAUCGCUGGCAAGGUGGAACUUCUCUUCUGGAUGGGUCUUUACAGGCAAAAAUCAGCCUUUAACACGGCCGUACCUGAAGGCUAUACACUCAAAUACUAUGAUUGCGAAAUGUGUUUAACGUGUCCUAGUCUUGUGUUAGAAUGCAGAGUCUUUAUAUUCAAAGCGAAAUUGACUAACGUUGAUAGCACCGUUAACCACAUCGGCACGUUUGUAAGAGUGAACACAUUGACUUCCGUCAAAGAAACUAAGACACAAUUGAGAACCCCAAGUCCAGUAUGGAAACAAGUGUUGAAGCUACAGAAAACGGUGCCGAUGAGUCAGCAGAGACUGGUCACCAAUCCGCCUGUUGUUCUCAUUGAAGUGUUUGAAAUUGACGAAUUGACAAACCGAAAGGAACUGAUCGGUCGUUUUCAAAUUCAGCCUGAGGUAGACGACGCUAUGAAUAUGAAAAUUGCUCCAAAAUUGCAGUGGUAUGAAAUUUAUAGAGGAGUGGAGUACACUGGACAGAUACUGAUGUCUGUGCAAAUGAUAAUGGUACCAGAAAAAUUAGUAAAAACGACUAGCUACCCUGAUGUUGAUGACAUGGCAUCUGUGAAGUGUCCAGAAGUGGAACAUGAUCUUUUUGAAUCAUUGCCGAGCUUUCUUAUACCAAGUUCUACAACGUACAAAGUGGACGUAUAUUGGUGGGGUCUAAGAGACGUGAACAUCACCAGAAAACCGUGCGUUGUUUUUGAAAUAGACGAUCUAAUGCUGAAAUCUGAUAUAAUUGUUGAUAAUAAGGCGAACUGCAACUUUCCAAAAGGCCGUAUUUCUGAGGUAUUCGAAUCUCUCAUAAGUGAUGUAUACAUGCCAACUUUAAGUAUCAGAUUGUAUGACAGCAGCACAUUUGGAAGAACCCUCUUUUUGGGAACUAACGUGGUCAAACACCCAACGAAAUACAUCGUUAAUUGGUUAUCUCAAAACGAAAGAGAGAAGUCGUUAUAUACAGCAUCGAUUUAUUCGAAUAUUUUUUAUCAAAUCAAUCAAACUUUGUUGGUAAAGAAAUCUUCUAAAUCAGUGGACAUCGAAGAUAAUUCAAGUGUUACGAGUGUUCAGCCGCAUGUGAAGAAGUCAAAGUUCAAUAAAUGGUUUUCUUCGAAGGAACCAUUAGAGGAAGAGUUCACUUUAUUGCCGGUUUACACGAAAGAAAAGGACCGUAUAAAAGUCGUAAAGAAAGUAUCAAGCAUUGAUUAUAACAACGACUGGUGGACCAGAUUCUUCUAUUCAAAUGACGAGGAGACCACCGAAGAUAAUCAGAUAACAAACCACAUCACUAUUUAUAACUCGGAAUUGGAAGCACAACCAGAAUUUUCAAGAUUUAAGGACUGGUGUAGUACAAUGAAACUUUACAAUGGAAAAAAGUCUGGGAUACCGGAUAAAGAUGACGAUCUACACUGUGGAUAUUUGAAAGCUGGCAUUGCGAUUUAUAAAUGGCCUCCUCCUGAUAAUACUGUGGCUGUCAAUGAAUUUGGAGUUCCAUUAAAUCGAGGAGUUUUCGCUGAGUAUCCUAACAAUAAUCCCACAAAACACCUGGUCAGAGUUUACGUGGUAAAGGGAUUGAAUUUAACCCCGAAAGACUUUAGCGGCAAGUCCGAUCCUUACGUGGUUCUUAAUUGUGGCAACAAGAAACUUGGCGAUAGCAGCAGCCAUGUAUCUAAAUCUAUUGAUCCCAUUUUUGGGAGAAUGUACGAGUUUCACGCCACGUUACCAGAAGACUACCUUCUCAGAAUAUCACUGUACGAUUACGAUGCAAUUUCUUCUGAUGAACUUAUCGGAACUACAACUAUUGAUCUGGAAGAUCGUGUCUAUACCAAGCAUAGAGCAACAGUUGGAAUUGGUGCGGAAUAUACCAGAUGGUGGCACGACUGCAAGAAACCGUCUACCAUAUUGGAAGAGUUGUGUAAAAAGAACCACAUACCACUUUCUCUGUAUCCUGAUAAUGCUAGUGUUUAUGUCAACGGAGUCGAAUACAGAGAUAAUAAUUUGACAGAAUGGUGGCUUGUAAUUAUGUGCCGAGACAGUCCGUACUGGGACAGCCGUGUCGCUCAUAAAAAAAGCACUUUCUUUAUGCACUUUUUUCAGCUAAUAAACAAAGAGCAGGGCCCAUUUUUAGAAUACGAAGAGUAUCUGGCACCUGUGUUGACUGUUCAACUUCUCGAGUACGAAACGGAUGAGCUUUUAGGAUCGCUAACACAGAACUUAAAUUCAUUGCCACGAGGAGCGAAAUUGGCAGAGCAGUGUGAUAAGGUGUCAAUGGAGAAUUCGAAAAAAAUUAAUUUGUUCGCUUUGAAAUCCAUUCGAGGCUGGUGGCCUUUGAGCAGUUCUAGUUCAAACAAUGAAGAAGAUCUUACUUUAAUUGGUGUAAUAGACUUGGAGUUGACGUUGCUGCCAAAAGAAAAAGCGUUGCUAAUGCCCGUUGGACUUGGAAGGGACGCGCCGUCUCCUUUACCAGACCCAAAUCGUCCCGAUUCAGGUUCGACGAUUGGCAAAUGCUGUGGAGUGAUGAAGUCAAUUUUGAAGACAGUAUUUUGUUGGUACACGAUUGCUUGCUUGAUUGUCACUGUCCUGAUCGUCGCUUUUUAUGAAUUUUAUGAAUACAUUUUGGUGCCCUGGGCUAGAAUCAAAAUUGGUUAUUACAGAAAUCAUCCUCGCGCAGUGGGAUUAACGGACGUUAUAUCCUUAAAAAUGUUUCCCCUUGAACAUGAUAUAACUGCCUGAUGAAGAAGUUCAACAUGGAGACAGUGUCAGAGUUUCCGUGUUGAGGAGGCCGCUCACUCACGCCAUUUUCACUCUUAUUACAUAAACAUAAAGGCGCACUACUAAUUUUCAUACAAUAUUUAGAAGCGUAGUUGCACUGCCCAAUGUAGUGACGCGCGUGCCAUUUUUGCACAAUAAUGCAGGGUUUUCACUAUACGAGUCUACUCUCGGACUGAGUCCCCUUUGAUGACCAGUAUUGCCAACUUACCGGCGUUAUCACUAAAUUUAGCAACGUUUAGACUUCAAAAGCGACAUUUUAUUUUUAUUAAUUCUAUUUAGCGACUUUUUUGUAUAUAAUUUUUUUAAAUGAAAAAAGGUCAUGUCAGAAUAUUGAAAUACA
This is a messenger RNA of Hyposmocoma kahamanoa, 4046 nucleotides long. Its product is annotated as otoferlin-like. The transcript has 24 exons. The record is from RefSeq and is a predicted model, not a curated record. Lineage: Eukaryota; Metazoa; Arthropoda; Insecta; Lepidoptera; Cosmopterigidae. Gene Ontology annotation, biological process: plasma membrane organization. Gene Ontology annotation, cellular component: membrane. Bases 26 to 3667 code for a protein of 1213 amino acids.